This is a messenger RNA of Capsella rubella, 1575 nucleotides long. RefSeq names its product probable lipid-A-disaccharide synthase, mitochondrial. Gene Ontology annotation, molecular function: phospholipid binding; lipid-A-disaccharide synthase activity. The transcript has 8 exons. Gene Ontology annotation, biological process: lipid A biosynthetic process. The coding region runs from base 30 to 1415 and encodes 461 amino acids. The record is from RefSeq and is a predicted model, not a curated record. NCBI's taxonomy places the organism in Eukaryota, Viridiplantae, Streptophyta, Magnoliopsida, Brassicales, Brassicaceae.
GUUUUUGUGUUCUGUAUCUUGUCGGAAAGAUGAUGUUUCCGAUUUCAAAGAAUAAACCCUGUUUCCCUCUCUCAGCAUUCACCAAAAGAUACUCCUCAUUUCAAUCUACUAAAUCAGUGAUCGACAAGGCUGCAACCGAUGGGGAGCUGAGAGUUUUCAUCGUCUCCGGCGAAGUUUCCGGCGAUAACAUCGGCUCUCGUCUUAUGUCCUCGCUCAAAAAGCUCUCUCCUUUACCACUUAGAUUCCAUGGAGUUGGAGGAUCCUUGAUGUGCAAGCAAGGUUUGAGUUGUUUGUUUCCUAUGGAGGAUUUGGCUGUGAUGGGUAUGUGGGAGCUUUUGCCACAUCUGUAUAAAUUCCGUGUGAAGUUGAAAGAGACCAUUGAUGCUGCGGUUAAGUUUAAGCCACAUGUUGUUGUGACUGUUGAUUCAAAAGGCUUCUCUUUUCGUCUUCUUAAGGAGUUACGAGCUAGAUACAAUCAGCAGCGCUUGGAAAAUUGUCCGGUACAUUUUCACUAUGUUGCACCGUCGUUUUGGGCUUGGAAAGGAGGAGAGUCAAGACUUGGAGGUCUCUCUGAAUUUGUUGAUCAUCUCUUCUGCAUUCUUCCAAAUGAGGAGAGCGUUUGUAGGGAACAUGGGGUCGAAGCAACCUUUGUUGGACAUCCUGUUCUUGAGGAUGCUUCUGAGUUUUAUCUUGCGAGGACGUUCAAGCCAGAAGAAUUGAAGCUUGAAGGCUUGAGUUUAAGCAAAUACUCACUUCCUUUUGACUCCACAGUCAUUUCGGUGCUACCUGGGAGCAGAUUACAAGAAGUUGAAAGAAUGCUACCAAUAUUUUCCAAAGCAAUGAAGCUACUCAAAGACCCGUUUCCAAAACUAGUGACGCUCAUCCACGUCGCUCCCAAUAGUCAAGUUGAUCAUUACAUUGGAGAAUCCCUUCAUGAGUGGCCAGUUCCAGCAAUAGUAGUCCCGAGUGGAUCCACUCAGCUGAAAUAUGAUGCCUUUGGUGCAAGUCAGGCUGCGUUAUGCACUUCAGGGACAGUUGCUGUUGAGUUGCAGCUCGCUCGUCUGCCUUCCCUUGUCGCUUACCGGGCACAUUUUUUGACAGAGUUAAUAAUCCGUUACAAAGCCAACAUACCUUAUAUUUCUCUCCCAAACAUUCUCCUAGACUCACCAAUCAUUCCUGAAGCUUUGUUUAAAGCCUGCAACCCUUCAAAUCUCGCCGUCACACUAGAGAAACUGCUCUUGGAUGAAAAGAUGAGAGAAAAACAAGUUGUUGCUUCCGAAAAGUUGAUACGGCUCUUGCAUCCGCCAGAAAGCAAAUUGAGUAACAUAAUUCAUUGCGAUGAUUUGGAAUCUCAUCGAUAUACACCAAGCUUGCUAGCAGCUUCCACUAUUCUUAGUUAUGAUACCAAGCGUUGAAAUCUCUCAUGAAGCAUAUUUAUUGCUUGCAUAACUUUUUGGGUCAUACAUUGUCAUAACUCACAAGGCCCUCCCUUGUUUAAUACUAGAGUACGCUUAGUCCUGCCAGCUCUGUUAUCACUAUUAUUGCUUUAGUCUAAGGUUGGAAUGUGUUUCAGAA